Phaethon lepturus (White-tailed tropicbird) is the source of this 2989-nucleotide messenger RNA. Its product is annotated as cyclic AMP-dependent transcription factor ATF-2-like. The transcript is spliced from 3 exons. The annotation marks the transcript as partial. Gene Ontology annotation, molecular function: cAMP response element binding; DNA-binding transcription factor activity, RNA polymerase II-specific. NCBI's taxonomy places the organism in Eukaryota, Metazoa, Chordata, Aves, Phaethontiformes, Phaethontidae. Gene Ontology annotation, biological process: regulation of transcription by RNA polymerase II. The record is from RefSeq and is a predicted model, not a curated record.
GCAUCACCGGCUCAGCCUGCGCCACAAACACCAAAUACAGGUGGUCGGCGAAGAAGAGCUGCCAAUGAAGACCCUGAUGAGAAAAGAAGAAAGUUCCUGGAGCGAAACCGGGCUGCUGCUUCCAGAUGCCGACAGAAACGGAAAGUCUGGGUACAGUCAUUGGAGAAAAAAGCCGAGGACCUGAGCUCGCUAAAUGGCCAGUUACAGAAUGAAGUCACCCUGCUGAGAAAUGAAGUGGCACAGCUGAAACAGCUUCUUCUGGCUCAUAAAGAUUGCCCUGUAACCGCCAUGCAGAAGAAAUCUGGCUAUCAUGCUGCAGACAAAGAUGACAGUUCGGAAGACAUAUCAGUGCCAAGCAGUCCACACACAGAGGCUAUUCAGCACAGUUCUGUCAGCACUUCCAACGGCGUGAGCUCAACUUCCAAGGCAGAAGCGGUGGCCACCUCCGUUCUCACCCAGAUGGCGGACCAGAGCACAGAGCCGGUGCUUUCCCAGAUCGUCAUGGCACCUCCCUCCCAGUCGCAGCCUUCAGGAAGUUGAUUAAAAACUUGCAUUGCAUCAGUUUCUUAGAGAUACAUUUGUGACUUUAAAGGGAUAUCAACAAAAGACCAGUCUCCACCUAGGAGAAAUUGUAGCUUAAAAUUAUUCAUUUUUAAAAAUCUAACUUAAAUUUGGCUUUAAUGAUUGGCAGGUGAAGAUGAGACACAACACCAGUUCUAGUCUCUUUGCAAAAGACUUUUUUUUUUAAGUAUUAGUUUUACUAGUUAUUUUUUGUGCUUAAUGUGUAAAGUGUGUGUACAGUACAAUGUGGUUUAUUUCAUUUUUAAUUUGGUAUUAUUUCAACAAACAUUGGGGGGAAUUACUAAAGGUCAUCCCCAAGACUGUGAUAGUAAUAUUAUGUGACAUUUUUAUACCAAAGUUCUGCAUAGUCCCUAUUGACUUUGUAAUGUUAGCAAGGUCAUAAAGCACUAGGCAAGAGAAAGACAGUAACAGUACAUUUGCUUUUAGUCUUUUUGCCUUUUUGUUGUUUUGCACAUUACGAGAGGAAGAACAUUGGGAGAAAAACACUUGGGUUGUUUCAUGUAUAGCAUUUUGGUUGGCUUUUUAACUGUUGGGCUUUUUAAUUUGUUUAAUAGGGCCAGUACAGUAUAUGAGAUACAGUACUCUUAUGCACAUACCUAUCCUAGAUGAGAAUCAUUACUGAAUAGAUUUUUUUUUUUUUUUUAAUUUUAAAUUCAUGGCAGGUGUUUCCCCCCCCCCCAACACUUCCAUUCUGAGGGGAAGGAGAGCUUUAUUUCUCCAGUCAGAAUAGAUAUCUAUAACUACCCUUUUGUUGCUAGGCUGAAACCAGUAAGCAUAUUGUAAAAUACAGCGUUAUCAAAUACGGAAUACUUAGUAUUCCAAAGUAGGUUGAUAUUUUGUGGAUUUUUGAGUCACAGACUAAGGAGUUUACUCAUGGUUUUGGAUGCCAGAAAAGCCUAAAAAUCUUUCUUCAGACAACUCAAGACACCUUUUUUUUGUCAUUGUCUUGUAUUUGCAAGCUAACUUGUACUUAAUUAUUGUGUAAGCACUGUCAUCUUUUAGUAGCAAAAAUUUUGAUACCUUUCUUGUGGGGGCGGGGGGGGGAAAUAAUCAGUAUCUACCGUAUCUUGGAAACAAUGUAAUUAUAAUGUGGUGUGUGUGGUGUGUGCGUGAGAAUGGUUCAGUAGUUAAUGCCAGCAGUCUUUUGCUUGAAUGUUUAAAGAUGCCUUCAAUGUGAUGCUGGCUGAUAGGUGAUUGCAGUUUUAAAAUGUUAUUUACUGUGCGAACUUGGAUAACUAACAUUCCAUGAUGUAGUUUGUUUCUGAUGAGAUGAUUGUAGGUACACUUUUUCUCAUUAUCCAAUCAUCUGUAGGAUAUUGAGUUUUUUAAAUGUGCCAUUAUCUAUUUUGAUUCUGUACUAAUGUUCAAAAUACAGUACAAUAUUUUACAAUAGAUUAAGUUGUUUUAAAAAAGUAGAUGUGUGCUUUCAGGUCGGAAAACUUUGUAUAAUAGCAAAAACAGAUGCAUAGUAGCAACUGGCAGUAAAGCAGGAUUCCAUUAUGUAUAUAACAAAGAUUUAAUGCAUUUAUAAUGGGUUGUGUAGUUCAUUUGCUCUUCCUUCUCCAUGUGUUUUUUAAGUGUCAGUGCCAUCAAGUUUCUAUUGGAUUCAGUUUUAAAUCUAAAAAUGUAAUUGAUCCACGGGAAGAUCAUAAUUUCUGCAGUAUAUAUACAACCAUACUAUAAUGAAAACUGGACAAAGAAGUAUCUAAGUCAUAUGUGUAUCAUUGCAGGGCUUUAAGCAUGAAAAUAAUAGGGAUUCUAAAUAUUUUGUAUUUUAAAACUAAGAAAGUUGAGUUGAUAACCACCUGUGUUUAAAAGUCUUACUUUCCCAAUUUCAAGGUAAAAAGCUGUAACAGUUAUUGAACGUUUCCAGGAUGGUGAAAUACAAUGGACCUCUUGUGAGAAGGAGAUUAAUUGCAAAGGCACAAAAUGUGAAUUCUGCAAGAAAGCUAUACAGUCACUUUUCACUGUAGUUUUGGUGGACUAGAUAAGCCCUCAUUGAUUAUACUAUAAUUUGCUCUCCUAAACACAAAGGCUUUUAAAUCAUAUUUAUAUAAGUGGAGUUUUUUAAUAACAAAAUUGUCACGCUUGUAAAAUAAGUCUACGUAAGUGUAUAGGAGAUGUGUAAACAGGUAAUGGAUUUAACAGUGGGGCUGGAAAAAGAACCAUUAAAAUCUGUGUUCGGCAAAUAGAAAAGUUAUUAGUCGUACUUCCAUGGAUUCCGUUUUGAGACGUAUGUCACACUACUUCUGUACUUGGCAUUUUGGGUUUUUACAUUUGACAUGUUUCACAAACUGUACUGUUUUCUUUUAUGUGCAGUUUGCAUGAGUAAAUCAUCAAAGAGAAUAAAAUCUAUCUUUAAGUUAUGUUCCUAUUUUAAUGAAAUUAUAAUUGUUCUAAAAGGCAG